Messenger RNA from Merops nubicus (carmine bee-eater), 2751 nucleotides. RefSeq names its product cytoplasmic dynein 2 heavy chain 1-like. Gene Ontology annotation, molecular function: minus-end-directed microtubule motor activity; dynein intermediate chain binding; dynein light intermediate chain binding. Lineage: Eukaryota; Metazoa; Chordata; Aves; Coraciiformes; Meropidae. Gene Ontology annotation, biological process: microtubule-based movement. The record is from RefSeq and is a predicted model, not a curated record. The transcript has 19 exons. Gene Ontology annotation, cellular component: dynein complex. The annotation marks the transcript as partial.
AUUGAAGCUGCUGAUUCAAAGAGUAACGUGUUGGUGUUCUUCAAGCUGCGACCUGAUGUAAUUACAGAAGACAACCUUCACAGUAAUAUUCUUGUGUCAUCUAUGCUAGACUCACCAAUCAACACCCUUUAUCAAACUGUACGACAAGUUUUUGCACCAGCGUUACUACAGGAUGAGAGAUGGAGUAAAACAUUUGAUCCCAAACUCCAGAAACUUUUAAGUGACCUUGAAUCUGGUUUGAGUACAGUUCUUAGAAGAUCAGAUCCUAAUUACACAGGAACAAAAUUCAGUGAAGAUGAUGUGCAAGCUAUCCUCACACCAACAGAUGAAUUUCAGUUCUGGGUAGAGUGUGCUCGUCAUGGAAGUAAAUGGUGUAGUAAAGAGCGAGCUUCCUAUUUUCAAGACCUAUUUGAGGACAUUGCAAAAGAUUAUCACAACUUGGAUAGUCUCUCAUUACUUGAAGUUGUGGAUUUGGUGGAGACUACCAAGGACACCGUAGAUAGUGUGUGGAGACAAACAGAACAUGAUCCUUAUCCACAGCCACGCAUGCAAAAUCUCUUGGAUGUAACAGGUGGCUCCUUAGGUAGAUGUGUUCAGAGAAAAUUAGCAGCUUUGAAUUUAUGGGAGGAUACAUUUCACAAGGUUAAAGAACAUCUAAAGGCUGGCAUCUUGAUUUGUGAGCAGUGGGUGUCAGCCUGUGAGUACCUAACAGGACACCUGUGGCAAUGUUAUACUCCACAUCCAUGGAAAAAGGAGAAAUAUUUCCCUGAAUCAUUAGCCAAAUUUGGCAAACGUCUUGAUGAGGUGCUGACUGUUAGAACACUGCAUGAAAAACUUACGCUUUUUUUGUCAGCUGGAGAACAAAAUUAUUUACAUCUUGCCCAAGUGUUUGAACCCUUUGCUGGCCUAAAUCCUGUACACUAUAAUCCUUACACAGAGCCAUUGUGGAAAGCAGCAGUCUCUCAGUAUGAAAGAAUUAUUGCACCAGCAGAACGAAAAAUAGCAAGCAAAUUGAAGAAAUUUAUUUCAGAAAUUCAGGACAGUCCUCAGCAGCUCUUUCAAACGUUUCAGAAAUACAAGGAACUGAUAAAGCAUCCAAAUAUAAGAAAAGAAUUGCUUUUUGAAAGGGAAACAUUGCUAGCAAGACUUCAAGAUUAUGUCAAAGACUAUCAGGCAGACUUUGAAACUCGAUGCCAAGGUGUUCCUGGUGAUGUUUCUGGACCACUGUCAGGCAAAAACCUUUCUGAGGUUGUCAAUAAUAUUGUAUGGGUACAGCAGCUGGAGCUGAAGGUGGAGGAUGCUAUCAAGCUGUCAGAGGCUCUUCUGUCUGACUUAUCUGGAUUUCAAACUUUCCAUCAAAGUGCACAUUCUUUCCUGGAACAAUUAAAAGUAUAUGAACAAGAGCAAUUUGAUGAUUGGUCUAGGAAUAUCCAGUCGGAAUUAUCAAAUCCCAAGUCAGGACUUUGCAUCCAAGCUAAUAGUCCUGUAAUGGAGUUGGAUCCCAAAUCUGGAACAUUAAACAUACUGUAUUCAGAUCGUUUGGUGACUCUCCUGAGGGAAGUACGUCAGCUGUCAGCACUUGGCUUUGCCAUACCAGCUAAAAUACAGCAUGCUGCAAACACUGCACAGAAGUUCUGUAAACAGGCAGUCAUCCUCAAACAGGUGGCACACUUUUAUAAUUCUAUUGAUCAACAAAUGAUUGAGAGUCAGAAGCCAAUGAUGUUACAAUCUGCUCUAGCAUUUGAACAGAUAAUUAAGCAUUCAAAAUCUGGUCCUGGAGGAAAAGCUCAAAUAACGUGGGAUAAUCCUAGAGAAUUGGAAGCAUAUAUUCAAAAACUCCAAGCUGCUGCUGAACGGCUUUCCACGGAAAAUAGAAAACUACGAAAGUGGCACACAAACUUCAUUGAAAAGGUUAUAUCGCUCAUGAAUAUUGAUCUGCUUCGGCAGCAGCAGCGUUGGAAAGAUGGUCUCCAGGAGCUCAGAACUGGUUUUGCCAGCCUCGAGUCACAGGGCUUCAAAUCGUGUGAUAUGAAAGCUUGGAGACAGCACUGGAAUCAUCAACUUUACAAGGCUUUGGAGCAUCAGUAUCAAAUGGGCUUAGAAGCACUGAAUGAGAAUUUACCAGAAAUAAAUAUUGAUCUAACAUUCAAGCAAGGCCAGUUGCAAUUCAGACCUCCUUUUGAAGAAGUGCGAGCUAGGUAUUACAGAGAAAUGAAGAGAUUCAUCUCCAUUCCACAUCAGUUUAGGGGAGUAAGUGAAGCAGAGGAAAAGUCUAUAUUCACUGUUAUGACAGAAAGAAAUGCAAAUGGAUUCCUGACUGCUUUCAGUAAAGCAGAGGAUUUGUUCAGAAGGCUGUCAGACAUUUCUAAUCAAUUCAAGGACUGGAUCGUAAUUGGCCAAGUAGAUAUGGAAACUCUGGUGGAGACACAUCUGUCUAGCAAACAGGACUGGGAAAAAAACUUCAAAGCAUUAAAAGUGAGAGGGAAAGAAGCAGAACGUCUUCCAAGCACCAUCAGAAUAGAUUGUUUAACUGUUAAUUGCAACCCUGUGAAAACUGUAAUUGAUGAUUUCAUCCAGAAGUUGUAUGAUGUUCUUGUCAUUUCUUUGAGAAAAUCUAUUCAAGCUCACCUAUGUGAUGUUUCUUCAUUUCUCACUGAUGCCAUGGAAACAUUAGUGAUUAGGCCACAGACUGUAGAGGAAAUAGCAGAAGACAAUUUGAAAUACUUAAACCUACAGGAACGAAAAGAAGGG